GAAGCAGUUUAGUUGAUUGGCGCUCACGGGGAGAUGCUCGGUCGAGUACAUUUCUGAGUUGUUUCCCUUCGGGGGAAGUUUGAUCUACACAAGUCAUGUAGUUACUGUCAUGAAAAGGGGCACUGGAAAGCAGAUUGUUCUGUACUCGAGACAAAAGCUAGACGUGAGGUUAAUAAACGGCCUAAAUCAGCUGCUUUUGUGACUUCCGUUCCGUACAUAAUCAGCCUGUGCCGCCACCUCACUAUCUGUCUCACACCCUGUAACUUGAGCACUCUGUGAUGUCACUUCCUGCCAGUCAAGCGCUCAACCUCGCCCCUGCUCGUAUUGCAGCCGCUCUCAGGUUUCACUGCGCCAUCUAAUGCAUUUUGGGAAAUGAAGGUGUGUAGCAACCUAAGGUCAAGACACUAGAGCCCUGCUCCCAUCUCUUGCAGUCCUGCUGCCGAAAAACACGGCAUCGGGAAUGACCGGCAUCCCGGCCGGCUGAUGUGCUUCAGACAAGCGGCAUAUGUUAUUUAUGAAGCCAAGGCUGCUGAGAGGGAGGGACCUUCAGGAGUUGUUGACUCAGAGCGAGCGAGCCUCCAAAACAGAAGUUGUGAAAUAAGAAGGAGGGACGAACGGCCAAACUCCAGCAUCUAGGAUUACAGAGCGAGAGUACCUGCUCGCUGAGAAUAGUGGAACUGUUUUUUGCCCUCCCUGCCGCGGGCCCCGGGACAGGCAGAGGACGGGGCACACGGGACACAGGGUACAGGGCAAGAUUAUGGGACAGGGAGCAAGUACUCAGACUUUAAACCCAAACCCUGCCUACAUAACAGAUGAUGAAGUGGAUCAUAGUGUGCCGGAGAGCGAUGGAGCACCUCCAGGAGCAGGAAACCCUGCAGCAAAGAGCAAGGGCAAGUUCCCCAGCCUGGGCAAGAUCUUCAAACCCUGGAAGUGGAGGAAGAAGAGAAGCAGUGAGAAGUUCAAGGAGACGUCAGAAGUGCUGGAGAGGAAGAUUUCGAUGAGGAAGCCCAGAGAGGAGCUGAUAGAGCGAGGGUUACUGAAGGACAUCCCAGAAAAUAGUACGGCAACCCAGCAUGGUCAUGAGAGUAAUGACGUGAAUCACAAAGCUCCUCUGGUGAAGAACGGCCACACUGCUCCAGUGCCUGGAGAGCGCAGGUCAGACACCGGCUCAGAGGUCAAGGCGCCAUCUUCACGGCCACAAGGAGAAGAACAGAGGAACAGCCUCGUGCCUGAACCGGAGCGCCGCAACCGAGCGCCCUCCGAUGUCAGCCGCAACCGUCAGCCGCUGGACGUGGACGCUCGGACGCGGUUACCGCCUGAAACGGACCGACGCAGCCGACUGGAGUCAGACGCGGAGAGACCAGCAGGAUCUUUACCGAGAGAAAGACAAGGACAGGAGGAGGGACGAUACCGGCGGGAGGAAAGAGACGAGAAAGCAAGUAGGGACAAAGAACGACGGGAUAGAAGAGAAGACAGAGAAGGAAGAGGCGAACGUAGAGAUGACCGAGACAGGCGAGACAGGAGGCCUGAUAAAGAGAACGGGCCUGGAAAAGGUGAGCGAGAUGAACGCGAGAAAGAGAGGAGGAAUGACAGGGAAAAGCAGGAAGAGAAAGACUGGAGAGAAAACAGGGACAGGAAACAGCCACGAGACAGGAAAGAGGAUCACGAAAGGCGGGAUGAGCCCGAGAGAGUAGACGAGCGAGAGAGAAAGGAGCAGAACGAAAGGAGGGAAGACAGGGAACGGGAUAGACGCGAGGAAAGAGACCGAAAAGAUGAGAGAGAACGGAGAGACGUCAGGAGGCCAGAGCCUGUGAAACAGGUGUCUGAUGGGAAGCUCUUCCGGCCGCUGUCAGAACAGGACACGCGGCCCAUUCUUCAAAAGAGCUCGUCUGACAUUGUACAGAAGGUCCGGCCCGUUUCAGAGGCCAUCCAGAGCAGCACACUGUCACGACAAACACCUGCAGAAGAAGAAUCAAGGGCACGAACAGGAUCAGUAGGUGUGCGGUUUGUUCCUGAGCCCAAACCUGCACCAAUUACCUCCACUAAAGAGUCCCAGCCACCCCCUAAACAGGCCAUUCUCCCUCCCAAGUGGCUGAUGUCUUCCUCCUCCUCCACUGAGACUGCUCCAGUCCCAUCCUCGUCCUCCUCCUCUUCAUCAUCAUCCUCGUCUUCAUCAUCAUCCUCUGCUCCCCCCAUUGCUAAGCCUCCUCCUCGGACUGUGUCCUUAAACGUAGAUGACUCCUCCCAUAAUAAUCCCAGUCCUUCUGUAACAGCGGGAGACUGUGAAGUCCCUCCCACUGUUCCCGCCCACUCCACUCCUCCCACUGUUCCCGCCCACUCUACCCCUCCCACUGUUCCUGCCCACUCCACUCCUCCCACUGUUCCUGCCCACUCCACUCCUCCCACUGUUCCCGCCCGCUCUACCCCUCCCACUGUUCCUGCCCACUCCACUCCUCCCACUGUUCCCGCCCACCCCAACCCUCCAGCCCCUGCUGCCCCUAAACAGCCGCCACUGCCCCCUCCCAAACCCACCCAUCACAACAACAACACUGCGCUGCAAGCUUCAACGUUACAAAGAUCUUACAAAGCUCCGCCUCCUCAGUACUGGACGAGCUGGAGACGGCAGGCAGAGUCUGGAGUCUAUCUCUCCCUGCCCACCUACCUCAGCCAAAGGGGUGCUCAGCUCCGCCCAGUGGAUCCCUCUCAAGUCCCAGUCCCAGUCAAGCGAUCUCCUCCCAUUCCUCCAAAGAGGAUGACUCCUGUGACCAAACACCACUCGGAUGACCCUUCGGCCAAUCAGCCUGAGCCUCCGUCUCCAGGCCCCACCUCCAUCUCAGUCCCAGCCCCUGCUUCUGCCCCGCCCCCUGCCCAAUCAGAUGACAGCAGAAACUCAAACUCCGAAGCAUUCUCUCCUCCUCCAUCCCAUAUCCCGCCAACCCCUCCUCGCGCUCACCCACCUCCUGAGGUGCCCCACGUGGACCCGCCCAGCCCUACCACAGAGCCGCCCUCUCAGCUGCCCUUACCUCUGUACUUGCGUAUCCAGAAAGCCUUGAACAGCCCAGUCCCAGUCCACCCCAACCAAGAAGGAUCCCAGCGAGCUCAUUCGCUUCUGUUUGAAUCACCUCCAGACUUUCUCACCGAGGCCCCAGGAGGGGGGCGGUACUCUCUUCCCGUCACUAUCGAACCUCUGCGACUGCCUGAGGAUGAUGAUUUUGACAUUGAAGAAGAGCUGCAGAAACUGCGGCCCGCCCCUCGGCCCACACAACAGCCGGAGCUGGAGCCGCGCAGUCGUCGCGGUCUGGUAGAAGACCCACAGGUCACUGUCAUUCCUGAGGAUGCGGGACAUGGAAACAGUGAUGAUGAGGACGAGGAGAGCGAUUCGGAUGGACCCAUCCAUUACAGAGAUGACGAUGAAGAAGAUGAUGAUGAUGAUGAGAAUGUUCCCAUGAGUGGUCUUGCCCUACGUGUGAAGCGUAAGGACACUCUAGCACUGAAGCUGGAGCGUCAGCAGGAGAAAGAGCAGUCUCAGGACCAGGAGAACAUCACCUGGAACAACAAAGAGCAGUGGGAAGCUGUCCGCAACAAGAUCGGCACCGCCCUCACAAGGAGGCUGAGUCAGAGACCCACCGCACAAGAGCUUGAGCAGAGAAACAUCCUACAAGCCAAGAAUGAAGCAGACCGACGGGCAGAAAGGAGUGAAAUCAAGCGCAGACUGACCAGAAAGUUGUCCCAGAGGCCCACGGUGGCCGAGCUGCAGGCCAGAAAGAUCCUGCGCUUUCAUGAGUAUGUGGAGUCCACUCACGCUCAAGACUACGACCGGCGCGCCGACAAACCCUGGACCAAACUCACACCUGCUGACAAGGCGGCCAUAAGAAAAGAGCUGAACGAGUAUAAGAGCUCAGAAAUGGAAGUUCAUGUGGAGAGCAGGAUAUACACCAGGUUUCAUCGGCCAUAAUCAGCAUCUCAGAAGAGGAAGCCCCAGGCGGAUGAAAGCUGCAGCUAAAAGCCUGUUUCCCGUGAUCCUGUACUGACGAGAGCCCAGGCCAGCCGCUCGGUGCUCUGGAUGUGUGCAGGAUGCUGGUACUUGUUAAUUCAGACACUUGGGGAGCGGGUUUGGAGGGCCAGCGCUCCGUAGAGUCCCUGAUGAUUCCCACGGCCAGAGUAUUUGAGGGAGAAGAGGACACAGGACUGCGUGGAGUGGGCUGUUUUAAUUGUCUUUAUGGUGCACACGUUUCUGAGAUCAAGAAUAGGCUUGUGUACACAACAAUAAUACUGUUAUGGAAAUUAUGACACUGGUGAUUAAACUGUUUGAUUGGUGAGCGAUUAUGAGAGACCCUGUGUGUGUGUGUGUGUGUGGGUGUGUGUAAUGAGAUAUGCUGUCCACUUAUGCCUUAACACUGGUGCAUGACUGUCUUUAGCCUGACUUUGGAGGAAUACAGAAGAAAGUCUGUUGACUGUUUCUCGUGCUGAACACACACUUACUGAUAUGUGUGGAUCUGAAAGCACAUCUCUGACAUUCUCAGGACAUCGGCACACAGUCUCACUUUCUCUUCAUGUGCAUUUUACUGUAAAUUACCAUAGUUUUACUGUUUCACACUGAUAAAACACCUGCUUUAAUAUUUUUCUUCUCUUUUUAACAAUACAGCACUCCACUUUAGGUAUUUCAAGGUGAAUCCCACAAAAACAUCCCAUAUUUUAACCCUAAAAUCAUAAGAAUGUUUUUUUUUUGUUUUUUUUUUUAGCAUGGAGAAAAUGAAGCCUAUAAAUCAGAAAUAUUUUUAGCAUUGUGAUAUUAUUUGCAUCAGAUUUCCUCCUAAAUUAUUUUUAUUAUAAUGUGUUGGAUUUUGAGUAUUUACUUUUGAGUAUUUUUCUGCUUCUUCUCGUGCAUUUUUCUCAAUGCUAAUUAUUGUUACUGUAAUUGUUUUUUUUUUUAUUACAGUAAAAUACUAUAAUAUUUUUUUUUUCCUAUAAACAUGGAUAAAAAGCAAUAAAAAAAAAUCACAUAUUACCAUAAUAAGAAUGAGAUUUUAUUUAUUUUUAUUUUAUCUUUUCACAAUGCCAAACAUUUGAAUGAUCCUAAAGCUUCACUUUCUUUAAGCAAAGCGUUAUUUUCUUCUCUUUUUUUUUCUUCUUUUUCAUGUUGUUGACAGAUUUCAUGAGAUUCAGCUCUUAAUGAUGAUAUAGUUCACCAUGCAUUGAACAAUUUAAAACAAAAUGGUUGAUGUUACAUCAUGCAGUCAUUGUAAAAAUCUUGCAUUUUGGAGUGGUACAUAAAAUGAGACUCAUUUCCAUGUCACUGCUAGUGUUAUGCUACACUUUUUUGUAGGUCACCAGAGGGCCUGUGCACUGUAUAGAGACAUGCUGUAGAUUGAAUUUUAUUGUAUAUCUCAUCUUCCUGACAUCAAAAAUGUGUUUUAAUUGUAAUUAUAGUGUUGCACUAUCCUGUUUUUAUAAGGUGCAAACAGAAUGACUACAGGUUAAGUGCUACAAUGAUCCGGUACAGAACAGCUGUAUAGAUACUUUUUUAUGUAAAGAUAUAUUAAAAGGACUGUCAAAUAAUACAUGUACAUUCACUUCACUAAUAAUUAAAACUAAACUGUGAGCAUCA
Molecule: messenger RNA, 5608 nt
Organism: Cyprinus carpio (common carp)
Lineage: Eukaryota; Metazoa; Chordata; Actinopteri; Cypriniformes; Cyprinidae
Gene: phactr4a
Product: phosphatase and actin regulator 4a
Biological process (GO): actin cytoskeleton organization; neural crest cell migration
Molecular function (GO): actin binding
Source: RefSeq, a predicted model, not a curated record